AUGAAGCAAAGUGUGAAGCUUAUCUUUUUGGUGUUGCUGCUCGGGGCGGCACAUUUGGGGAAGGCUCAACAGGAGGAGAGUGAUGUGGCGGACGCGGAUUCCCCGGGUGUCGACGAGCAGAAUGGAAGCAACCAACCGUCAGGCGGUAACAGAGUUGGCCGUAUGUACAGUGGAGUGAAUGCAGCUAGUGCAAACCAACCUUACGCUGCGGUGCUUUCCUUAAACAGCGGUUCAACAUCAACUAAAGCGAUGGGCGCUAUCAUUAGCAAUACCACGGUCCUUACCUCUGCAUCCGCUGUGCUGAGUGCGGGUAGUAUAACAGCGAUAACUGUGGUUGUUGGCAGUAGUCCAGGGAUUUUAGGAGGAACCUUCCGCUACGACUAUAAAGGCUUCGAGCUACAUAGUGGUUUCGAUUCCGCGACUUUAGCGAACGAUGUGGCUAUCAUAACGAUGGGCAGCUCCUUCGCCGGAUUAUCGAACGUGCAACCAAUUGCCAUGGCGACCACGGAGAUUGCGGUAUCCACUACGACUCGCACAAAGUGUGUAGUUCUUGGAUGGGGUCAGACUACGAGUACUACCACCAAUUAUCGGCUGUCCCAAGCCGAUUACGAGCUGCUCACUGAUCAGGAAUGUGCAACAGAAUUUAAACAAAGCCUACCUUCCUCGUUGCUAUGUGCACGAUCGGUGAGUGGUUACGCUUGCAAUAUGGACGGCGGUGCUCCGCUGGUGUGUAACGGUCAGUUGUAUGGGAUACUUACGAACCAAACAGGUUGCACGGCUUCCAGCACCCCCAAAAUUCAAAAGUUUGCUAAGCUACCGGUCAUUAGAAUUCCUUGGAACAUCCCUACCAUAUCGAACCCACCUAGAAAAAAUUACGUAUCGUGCCCUUAAACAUUGUACUGAUGAUGAUCUUUUACUGAUGCAACAUUGAAAUAAAU
Messenger RNA from Anopheles darlingi, 938 nucleotides. Its product is annotated as trypsin-like. The coding region runs from base 1 to 891 and encodes 296 amino acids. The record is from RefSeq and is a predicted model, not a curated record. The transcript has 3 exons. Gene Ontology annotation, biological process: proteolysis. Gene Ontology annotation, molecular function: serine-type endopeptidase activity. NCBI's taxonomy places the organism in Eukaryota, Metazoa, Arthropoda, Insecta, Diptera, Culicidae.